Molecule: messenger RNA, 1791 nt
Organism: Penicillium mononematosum
Lineage: Eukaryota; Fungi; Ascomycota; Eurotiomycetes; Eurotiales; Aspergillaceae
Exons: 1
Coding region: 1-1791 (596 amino acids)
Molecular function (GO): protein binding
Source: RefSeq, a predicted model, not a curated record
AUGUUGUCUCUACAAUCGUUUGAAAUCGACGACGACCUUGCAUGCGAUGUUGGUGGAAUGAUUCAAUUUGUAUCUGAUGAGCAUUCCGCCACAUCACUCGUACUUGCCAAUAUGGUGGCUCGACGAAUGCGCGAAUUCCGAGACAACGAGGACGAUUUCGCCGGCUCUGGGACUGCUCCAAUCGAUCUCCUGUCAAGUCUCAGCUCAAAUGAUACGGAUGACGUUAGCUACAAUUUCUUGCGGGACAUAGCCUAUUCCAUGGAUCUUACGACCAUGCCUGAGAAUUUGCUGGGUCUGGUUCUGCCUAUGCUGCUGCAUGUUGAUACAAAGCUUCCGACCCCCGAGGACCUUCAUGCUCUGCACGAAUUUGCUGAAGCAUCGCCAAUGCACCGGGAUCAGGUGGAAACAUGGUUGAGAUCGGAACCGGCUCUGAGCACACUUGAACAGGUUUUCAAGCCAUGGAUGAACUACUACAGCUUCAAACCCGCGUACCAAUGCAGAGAUGAGAUUGCGGCUUACAGGGCUAGCCGAGGUGGUGCUGGGUUUAACUAUGCGUAUGAAUUCGUGAAAGAAUGCCAAUGUACAAGCUGCCUCUCACUUCUCGGCAAUCUCGGGUUGGUCGAUUUCAGGAACUACGACCAAAACGGCAGGAGUUUCCUCCAUGCAGCUAUUGAGGGCGGAGAUCCCGAAAGCGUACUCUUCAUUGUCGCUAUCUUGCUGAAAGGAGGCCUGGAUCCUCGGCACUUUCCCACGUCUAUCGAUGGCAUGUCUAUUCCCCACCAUGUCGCUUUGAUGCACGACAAUGAUGUCUUUAGGGGAGUCGUUGAGCUUCUAGAGGAUACCGGUUACCCUCUAUCUGUGUGGAACGAUGAUGGCCUCAAGCUUGAGCUGUGCAGCUUCAUCACUGCCGAAAUGGCCGAACUGCUCCUGUCGAAAGGGUUCAAUAUCACCGAGCUCCCCAGAAAUACACUCCCAACGUAUCUGCCCAACGAGGAUGACCCCGGGUACGAGUCCGGCGAGGAAUGGAACCGCGAUGCAGAGUACGGUGAUCCGAUCAUCCGAGGCGAAGACUUCGACCCCGACAAUGACAAACUCGACCCAAAAUCGAUUCGAUAUGAUGGUGUUGGAAUCAAUCCCAUCGAACUCAACCCCACCUCCCGAACCAUCUGGCACCGAGCAAUCGAGAAUCCCGAAGGUCCACGAAUCCUUGACUGGCUCUUGGGCCACUCGUUUACCCAGCCAGGCUGCCGGACCGACUUCGACCGAGACUCCGGUGAGACUGCUUUGGUAGCUGGCGCAAGAGGAGCCGAGCCGGCUGGUAUUGAUUGGUUUUGCCAACACUCUGAUCCGAUGGCGGGUCGGGUCCGAAAUUCCCAAGACACCGAGCCCGAGGAGAGCGCAGCUGCUUAUGCGUUACAAGUAGCAGCUCACAACCUACGGCCACAUUGCGACAUCAUUUUCAAGAAGCUUUUGCGUCAUGUGGACCCGCAGUUCUACUGGGAUGUUUCUAUGAUCAAGGGUUUGUAUUGGUUGAUUAUCAAGAAGUAUCGUGACAUGCACCAAAGGUUGGAAGAUCAGAAGGAGCCAAGCCGUGCAAGAGCUCAGCGAAUGGGUCAACUGCGCUCCCUCACUUCAGCCAAAACUAAAGCGCUGAAUAACAGACUGGAACCUUUUUGGGAUACCUGGGGCCAGUCUGAACAGCGACAUUGGCUCAUUCAGUACUGUACGAUUGUAAAGAUGAACUUCCUUGUGAAAGAUUUAAGUUGGAAUGUCUGGGAUGAUUCUGAGUAG